UUAGGUCAGCGGUUAUAUGCUACACUAAAGAGUACGCAUGCCUUAUCGAGAGUGGCCGCAGUAAGAAAUAUCAAGGGCGCGGAAUCCAAGAUGGCGGCUCCGUCGACUCCUCGUCUACACGGCGCUUUGAUUCCUUCUGGACAUGUUUUGCUAAAUGAGAAAUGGCGGGACAGUGAGAUUGGGAGGUCCAUCAAGGAAAACCAUAUAAGGAUUAUGUACGAUGACCACAUGAGUUUGGUAGAUUUUCAUCCGUCUAACAAAGUAGCCAUUGUAUUCCUGCCAGAAGCUGAGUUGAUUGGCGGGAUUGACUAUAAGGGGCGGAUCCUCAAACUGACAAAGUCAUCAUUUCGAUGCAUCGUUAUUGCUGAGCGCACCCCACUGAGUGAACAGUACUUUGCAGCACUUCAGAAGUUUGUAGUCAUUGAGAGGUCACUUGCACUGUUGCCAGUAACAACACAAAGCGAAGCAGGCAAAAUUAUUGCACACAUGGUGAAAAUGGAGAACAAGCCUGCAAAUAAUCCAUAUCGUAUCAAGAUGAAGCCAGUACAGACAGACAAAGCACUUCUUGGCACCGUCCAGAGCAUUCCCGGACUCGGUCAAAAGAAGGCAUUGGCACUGCUAAAAGAAUUCAAAAGUAUUGAAGUAAUUAGCAGAGCAAGUGUAGAGGCAAUGUCAAGAGUGGUUGGUAAAGCCUGUGCAGAGCAAGUGAAGACAUUUAUAGACAACAGUAACGGCAGAGGUGCAAUUAGGAAACAGUUAAUAGAACACAAGCAAUCUUAGAGUUUUAUAAUAUUAAAUAUUUAUUUCACACUUUGUA
This is a messenger RNA of Nematostella vectensis (starlet sea anemone), 817 nucleotides long. RefSeq names its product Fanconi anemia core complex-associated protein 24. Bases 91 to 780 code for a protein of 229 amino acids. Gene Ontology annotation, molecular function: chromatin binding. Gene Ontology annotation, biological process: interstrand cross-link repair. The transcript is spliced from 5 exons. Lineage: Eukaryota; Metazoa; Cnidaria; Anthozoa; Actiniaria; Edwardsiidae. Gene Ontology annotation, cellular component: Fanconi anaemia nuclear complex. The record is from RefSeq and is a predicted model, not a curated record.